UGUUUUACUCUUUAUUUCAACAACAGUCCUCUUUAGCUUAGCGAAUAAGCUGCAGUGAGUGUUUUUAGCGGAUAUAUAACGUAGACGUUAGCUUGCUCAAAGUUACGUUCGGAAGAAUACGCCGAGAAACACUUCCUAAAACUCGUCUUUUAGCAGCUCUCAGAAAUAUGCCAAAGUUGGAGACCUUGCUGGAAGAUGGACUCAGAUCAGAGUUAAUGCUCAAGCAGCAUCUGAAGGCCCUGAGUGAGACCCUCAGGCAGCAGCUGCAGGAGACACAAAGGAGACAGAAAGAGGAUCUUGAGAGGAGGAUUCAUCAGAACUCUCUGCUGUCAACAGAUUUGGACCCAGAGUCAAGAAAUGAAAUCAAGCAUCAGGCCAAACAUUUGGGAAUGAGGAAAUCUUCCUCUACCUCUGCCCUGACCUCAGGCAAAGAGACAUUGAACCAUCUUAGGCAAUCAGAGAAGUCAUUUUCUCCAGCCUGUCUUUCUUCAAACUGGAAGAGCGGUUCAGUCAGGGCUUCCAGGCUGGCUCCUGCUGGGACACAGUGUGAACGGUUUGCUGUAUCUAAAACAACACAAGAGAUGAGAGAAGAUGAGGCCAUGGCUGAGUGUCAGAGGAAGUUCUGCGCUCGCCCAGUGCCCAGCCACGUCAUCGAGCCGCUCUAUCAGGAGAUGAUGGAGCUGAAGGAGAAGGAGAGGAAGCAGGGCCUUGAGCACAGGAGGGACUUCUGGCUCUCUAGUCAAAGACCUUUCAGCUUCCAGGAGAAACAAAAGGAGAAAAUGGAGAAGCUAAUAGCGUUGAUAAACCAAAACACAGAAGAUCAGAAAACCAAGGCUGCUGCUGUAAGGAAACUUCCUCACAAAGAGGUCAAAGACCCGUCUGAUUCACGCCUGAAAGACCAGGAGCUUGGCAGACAAGUCCCCACUCAGACGGCAGUGCCACAUGAGAAUCGUACCGUGUCAGGCAGCCCCAAACUCCGCACCGCUGAGCGCAACAGGAAAGAAAAGUUGGGUUUUCUGGAUGAGAGACCCAGCUUCCAGCCAAAAAUCCUCCAGCGUGUCCCUGACUUCAGCAGGCUGCACAAAGCCUUGCAGACAGAAGGGCUGAGAAGAUCUCAGAGUAAAGAUAUGAUAAAAUGUCAGCCCUUCUUUCUGAGGACAUCAGCUCUCCCUGCAAGGCAAAGUAGGACCAGCCCUGAAAAAUCGCAGCUACCUACAAAAAGUAAUAUCAGCAGAAGCAAGUCACUUGGGGCCUUAACAUCCCUGUCUGCAGACACACUCCCCACAUAUAUCACAGAUGCUGCAAGGAAGCGCUGCAUGGCCAUCAGAAAGUCAAUGGAGAUAAGGGAUAGCAAGAAUGAAGAGAGUGCCGAGUGGUUGAGGAAGCACCAAACGAGGUCGCAGGCCAUGAAGAAGACUAUCACUCUCCAUGCCAAGCUGCUGGACCCACACGAGAGCUUGAAAGAAGUGUUUAAUGACAAACUUCAGCACCAUCGAGAGGCUGACCAACAAAGGAUGAGAGACUACAUGAAGGAGUUACGGGACAUGAAGGCACGAGUUAGCGAACGGCCUUAUCUCUUCGAACAGGUCAAACAGAAAAACGCAAAGGCUCACGCAGAGCAGACAUACAGGAACACGCUGAAGACAGCUGGUUUAAAGGAGCAUUUUGUUGAGGAAAAUGGAGAAGUAGCAUCUAUAUCUGAGGAGGAUUCAGACGAGAACUGCAGCACGGAGGAAGACAUUCCCAGAAGGGAGGAAAAUGUAGACGACGGGGAGAAAAUUGAAGAUGUGGAGGAGAAGAGCGUGAAGUCCAAACUGGAAGAAAUGCCAUGAUCAAAAAGGUCAAGGCGGCAAAGCGUUUUUUAUGGCCUCUCCGCUAGAAAACAACUCUGUCCUCAAAAAUGAUUUAUGUUACGGCUAACUAUCGGCACCGAGCAUUUGAUAGUUUAGGAUGUG
Messenger RNA from Notothenia coriiceps (black rockcod), 1955 nucleotides. It is a transcript of the gene fam161b, whose product is annotated as FAM161 centrosomal protein B. Gene Ontology annotation, cellular component: cilium. Bases 168 to 1832 code for a protein of 554 amino acids. Lineage: Eukaryota; Metazoa; Chordata; Actinopteri; Perciformes; Nototheniidae. Gene Ontology annotation, biological process: cilium organization. The record is from RefSeq and is a predicted model, not a curated record. The transcript is spliced from 9 exons.